Amoebophrya sp. A120 is the source of this 4699-nucleotide messenger RNA. NCBI's taxonomy places the organism in Eukaryota, Dinophyceae, Syndiniales, Amoebophryaceae. The record is from the annotation of a GenBank genome assembly.
UUUUGGUCCAGGUGUUUCUGAUCGGUGCUAAAAUACCACAUACCUCCUUACUAUAUCGCCGUUCUUUUCCUUCAGUUGCUCAACAGGACGCCACCCCAGAGACGACUGUAUAUCCAACUGAAGCUAGACAAAUCCUUUACAUCUUCUCGAUCCAGACAGUUGUCGACGACGUUUUAAUGAAUUUAUUGGUCAUUUUUCAGUUUUACCUCUUCUAGGACUGCUUUACCCAUUGCCAUCACGAAAACACGACUCGUACGGAUUAUUUCUAUUUGCUUUAUUUGUUUUGCUUUUUUUAAACCAAAAAUGAAGCAAUUAAUCGAGGUGGUCUCCGAGACCACUUUCAUCCCGGCAAAGAACAACCAGCCGCAACAGGAACAGCACCACGACCCCGACCACACCCCCGCAUCCUCGAGCACGACCUCGGCCGCGUCGUCGUCCAGCACUGUAGGCGAACCCACACCAACCACCACGACGACUACCGCAUCUAUAUUUCCCUCUCUCUCGUCCACGACCGGUCCACCUUCAAAUGCAGCAGAAAAAAUAGAAGCUGAAGCGGCCCCAGACGCACAAAACGACCAACAGCACCAUCGUCAAGAUGAGAACCAAGAAGACCUUGCCGCAGCGCCUGCCUGCCCGGAGGUGACAAUUCCCACCGAGGCAGAAAAUGCAGAUGGUGAAGAUGAUCCAUCAAAUAAAACCGACGGCUACUGCCCACUCACUUGCGCCGUGUGCCAGAAGAAAGGCGAGCAGCACCGGAAAUACACCUGCCCGUGCUGCAACCGGAAGACCUGUUCGUUGAAGUGCAGUAUCAAGCACAAACAGGUUUUCAAGUGCAGCGGAAAAAGAACGAGGUUCAACGACAAGGCGACCAAUUUGAAACUGAUGAACGACAAAACGAUAAUGCAAGACUACCAUUUCUUAGACCAUGUGAACGACGAAUUGGAGAGAGAUUACCGGAAUAAGGAGUCGUUAGAAGAAAAGAUGAAGCUCCAGCCGACGAUGACGGCGACACAGGCGAAGAAGAAAAAAAAGAAGAAGAUCAAAGACCAAUUUCUCUACCGGGACACCGGGCUAGUGGCCGAGGCGAAAAAAAGGCGGACGCGGUUGCUGUUGGCCGAUAUCGGGUUGGAUCAUGCGAAAAAGAACAAUUCCUUCGUAGACAAAACGACCGGGAAGAUCCACUGGCGGUUGGAGUGGUCGUUUUUCGGGGGGAAUGCGGAAAAAGAGGUGUUCAUCGACGAGCCGGUGGAUGAAGAUACGAAGGUGCAGGAUUUGCUGGCCAGGUUUUUAACGACAAUGCAAAGUUCAUCAUCUGCAAAAGGUUCUAAUAUUGCGCCAGGUGGGGAGGCAAGUGGAACUGCAGAUGCGGAAGUAGACUUCGAGGCGGCCGCUCAGGACGAGGCCCUCGGGGCUGGUGUCGAGGCCGGACAGAAACAAGAGGAUUCUGCACAGGACGAACAGGCGGGGCCCGAAGUAGAUGUACAGACAGAUGUGACUCUUGGCGAGAUGAAGAACUUCUUGCCUCCGCCGGCCAAUCCUUUCGCCAAUAAUAUUAACGCUGAGCACAGCCACUCGGCCGAGGGUGAACACGCUGACGUUCCCGACGCUGAAAUGGAAGUGGAUGGGCUUCCGUCUACCUCGGAGAAUCAACCUCUCCCUGCAGCCACGAGGGCAGCUGUAACGGGGCACGAGCACCAAAAGGAGAACGGGGACGUCACGAGUGCAACCGCGACGUCAGGAGCUGCAGUGGGACGACCAAAUAAAGCCGAUGAAACGGUCAUCUCGACAGAAGGUGCCGAGCAAAUUGCGGAGACCAAGUCCGAACAACAAGCUCCCGAAGAAGUAGAGCACCAAGAUGGGCAAGACAACCAGUUGCAGGAUUUCUUCCACGAGAUCGCGUCGGGGAACAUCAAAGUGUACCUGCGCGACCGGUUCCCCUUCGCGAACCCUAAUGUCAGCAAGUACAACGCACACAGUCGACAGGUACUCACUUGAUGACGUCAGAUUCUUUAUCUUUUCGAAAUUCAAAUUAUUAACAUCAAGUGGUCCUGCCGUAUUUUUGGGAAGCAAUGUUAAGUGAAAACUACAUGUAGAUUUUGGAUUGCGAAUACAUCAACCUCUUCUCAUGCAGUUUUGUAGUACUCGCCCAAGCCCAACGUGAGCAGCCAUAGCUACUGUCUGAAGACAAAAUCGUCUGCGCCAAGAAUACCCCAUGAAGAACCUCCGCAUAUCCUAAAAUCUCUUCCCCCACAACAGGUCAACCUGGUUGAAGUUCUUCCCGAUCGCACGGUGAAGGAGAACUUGCAGGGUCGCGAAGUCGCCGAAUUCCCCCGCUUCAUCGUGACCGCAGAGCAUCUAGAGGACCAAUGGCCUUUGUUCACGGAAUUGGAAAAGAAGAAGGCAGAUUUCCUGCACGGCUUCAAGAUCGGCGACAUCGUUCUCGCGACGAAGGACAUUUUGUACCCGCAUGAAAACGAAGAGUUUGAAGGAGGGGAGGAGGAGGAAGAAGAUUUUUCGGAGGACGCAGCUGAUGUCCAGCAGGAAGGAGCCCCUCCGAAAAAACGGCGAAAACUGGAAACGACGAAUGUGCCGCGGAUCGUUCCGAAGGGCACCGAGGGGGUUAUCGAAGACCUGGAUGAGGACGGGCAUUGGAUCGACUGGACGGAUUUGGAAGGGUUUGACGAUUUGGUUCUCAUGGACGUGGAAACCGUGAAAAGGAAAGUGAUCAUCGCACAGGGCGGAAACCACCACGGCGCGGGGGGGAAGCACAACGCGAGUGGGAAAAAGGGCCACAAGGGGCUGCACGGGAAGAAUAUGCUGAAAGGCGGCGGGAAAAAGGGUGGCAAGAUGUUCGGUAAGGACACUAACAAUCCAGAAGGAGGAGACAACUCGACGGGGAAUCCGAACGAGGUCGCCCUUGGAGCAGGUGCUGGCGGCUACAAAGGAGAAGCUGGGGCUCAAGCUGGGGGAGAUCAGUCGCAGUUCUUUGGCGCGAAAAAUAAGGGUGAGUUUGGAAAGAAGAAUGGCAAGGGAAAAGGAAAGAAGAACAAUGCCUUUGUUGACCAGCAGAACGGUUCUUUCGGAAGCGCCAAUAAGAUGAACAGCUUCGGUGGAGCCGGUGCUGGUUCCAAAGGUGGAUCAUUCGACAGUGCUGGGUUCUCUGGUAACGGCUCUUUCGGCAGCAAGAUGAAGGGUGGGAAGCAAAACCAGAAAAGCAACUUUUUCCCGAAUAACCACGACCUCCAGGAGCAAGACCAGAAAGCGGCGGAAGACCACGGUGGUGCGGCAGCUGCAGCAUCAUCAGCAUCUGCUUCUGCUGAAAAGAACAACGAGGAAGACGGAAGUAAGCAGGACGAUUUCUACUCCCAGUACAAUAAGUUUUUGCAGUCUCAACAGCAGAAGGGAUCUUCAUCUGGGGGGAACUCAUCGAACGGUUCUUGGAACAACUGGAACCACCAAACCACUGCUGGAUCUGGAGCAACUGCUACAUCUUCUAGUUCUGGCUACCAACAGAACAAGCAGCAACCGCGUGCCGCUUGGAAGGGCUCGCAGGUGCAGAGGAUGAACAGCGAUUCUUUCAACAGCAAGAGCAAUUACGGCAAUGGUACAACAGCAGGGAUGAACAUGAAAGGCGGUUUCACAGGUAGCUCAUCAUCAUCUUUUAAUAGCGGAAACAAAGGCGGCAACACCUUUGGAGCAGCUGAGAGCGCCGACAAAAUUUCCAUGUCAGCAACAAUGGCGAGCAACUUCGGUUCUUGGAACAACGACACACAGCAGAGCUGUAAUGCGAACAUGAACAACAGCAGUGAUGAAGCUGCUGCUGCCGCCGGUAAUAAUACAUCCUCUCAAUUAUCAACGCAGCAGCAGGCUGCAAUGACAAAUGCUAUGCAGCAACAGCUGGCUGGCAACGUAAACAUGCAGCAGCAAUCUGGUGCAGCUUUCAUGCAACAACAGCAGCAGCAACAGAUGCAGCAGCAGCAGCAGCAACCAGUGGACUUGCAAGAGGUGAUGAAGGCCAUGCAGGUUUUGAACAACUUCACCAACAUGAACGCAGGUCAGGGCAUCACGAUGGGAGGCCAGAGCGUCAAUAUGGGUGCCGGCAUUGGGAGCGCCGGCAGCGGUGUGCAAAUGAAUAACAUGUUGGGUGGCGGCGGCGGCGGCGCACAAAACAACAUGAUGGCCGGUGCCCAGAACAACAUGAUGAUGGGGCAAAAUAUGAACGGCAACGGCAUGAACAUGAUGGGAAAUAAUAUGAGCAUGAAUGGCAACAUGUCUACCAGCAUAGCCACCAACAACCCGAUGCAGAUGCAGAUGGCAGCAGCUGCCAUGCAGCAGAACAAUGGAGGCGGUAAUGGUAAUAAUAUGAUGAACCUUAAUCAGCAGCAGCAGAUGAUGGGCAACAUGAACAAUAUGAACAGUAUGAUGAACCAGCAGAACACGACCAACUACCUGGCUGCGAUGCAAAAUAUGAACAUGAUGAACAACAUGAACCAGAAUUGGCAAGGAGGCGGCGGUGGCUGAGGCGGUUUUGCCACCAGAUCCACUUUGAAUCUCUUUUGAAGAAAAUCUAAACGAACACGCAACAAAGAUUUGCAACGCAUUUUUUCCAAGCGAUCAUUCUGAUCCUGAAACUUCAUGAACGACGCAGAAAUAACAAAAAAACCCGAGCUACUCAAUUGCGAACCCGCAGUAGAAUGUG